CAAAGCCAUCAGCCGCAGCACAGUCAGGCUUUCCAUCUAUCCCACACAACUUCUUGUCAAGUUCAGUUACCACCAAACAAAACACUAGAAAAGGAAAACUCCAUGUCGAAUGAAGAAGACAAAAACAAGACCUCUGAGCCACCCAAGUGUUGUGAGCCCAGGUGCUGUGAGCCCAGGUGUUGUGAACCCAGGUGUCAACCAAGCUGCCUGAGGAAACUUCUGCAGAAGUGCUCUGAGAAAUGCGCCCCACCCUGCCCAGUCAAGUGCUGCCCACCACCAUGUCCUCCUCCUUGUCCACCUAAGUGCUGCCCACCUAAAUGCUGCCCACCACCAUGUCCUCCUCCUUGUCCACCUAAGUGCUGUCCACCACCAUGUCCUCCUCUGUGUCCUUGCCCUCCAAAAUGUCCUCCUCCGUGUCCUCCUCCUCCACCAUGUCCCCCACCGGAAUGAGGACCAUUGGGCAUCAAACUCCAACAUCAACACCGCCAGUAUCAUCAUCUCUGUCCAUCUUAGGGGCCACCUGUAAACUGAAGCCAUGAACUGACAAGUAAACGUGUUUCUCUGCUGUGCAACA
This is a messenger RNA of Trichosurus vulpecula (common brushtail), 574 nucleotides long. It is a transcript of the gene LELP1, whose product is annotated as late cornified envelope like proline rich 1. The record is from RefSeq and is a predicted model, not a curated record. Lineage: Eukaryota; Metazoa; Chordata; Mammalia; Diprotodontia; Phalangeridae. The transcript is spliced from 2 exons. Gene Ontology annotation, cellular component: extracellular region. The coding region runs from base 103 to 450 and encodes 115 amino acids.